ACAACAAGCAUAAAAAGUGCUGCUGUCCCGAGAGCGCAGACGGACAGCACGGCGGCGCUCGUUGGACCAAUUACGAGCCGGCUGAGCGUGUUUUUUUUCUGGGCGGCCUCUGCUCCCUCUCUCGGUCCUCCAGUAGCACAGCGAACAACCAGCAGCAGGACAAACAGUACCGGACACACACCGACAGCUUCACCAUGGGGUCGUCACGGGCUCUGUUCUGCUUUACGGCGUUUGUCUUUGUUUUACUGAGUUCAGCAUCCGAGGGUUGGUACUACUACUGACUUCUUCAUGUUGUUGUUGUCUUAACAUAAAGUUGUUGUGGCGCGUGCUUCUUGACUAAUAGCCGGGCUCCAUUUUAGUUCGGUCAGGCUGAUAUAAACUGCGUUUAUUCAGCAUAUAGCCUAACUAAACAGGGAUUGAAUGAAGAGGUCUCUUCUGAAGUCUAACAUCUGUUCACAAAAGUAAUAUCAGGUUUCAAAGUAGGAACCAUGUACAGGUAGCUUUGCGUUUGUUUGACUGGGAAAUAUCAAUAUUACAGCCAUAUUAGGUUGUAAUCUAUAAAAGAUUUUGCAUAGGGGACGUUGAUACAUGAGAAAGAUUUAAAAAUAGCUUCAAUUUGACUACCUACUUCAUGGAAGUAAAAUAUGAUGCAAAACGUAUUUAACUCAGUUUAAAUAGAUAUAUCUUUUGAAAUGUGAAUUUUAUGCAAACUGAAAGCAACAACUUAUUUUCUCACAGUAGUUUUUCUUUUAUGACACAACUAAAGGAACAAUUUUUCCACCGUUGGCCUCCUUCCAGCAUCAUUUGUGCAUUAAAAAAACAGUGAAGUGUUGCAUAACUUUGUCUGGCUCUCUGCUUUCCUCUCUCUCUCUCUUUCUCUCUCUCUCUUUCUUUAUGUGCACAAUUUUCCAGAUGAGCGCAUGUUUGAGCAGCGUGAGGUCACCUUUGACCUUGACAAAAUCAUGCAAGGUGAGUGUAUUCACAUACUAGUGCAGUAUCUCUGCAGGGACCAAUUAGAAGCUCAGAUGUUCACAGUGGCAUUUAGCCAGACCUCACUACUUUGAGUGGUUGUUUUCAGGUUAGAACCAAGGUUUGAGACUCCACUGGUUUUACUUAUACAUAAAGCUCAGUUUGCAGGUCAUGGGAUGUUCAAUUUUACAUUUACAAGACUGUGAAUAAAGUGUGUCUUGUGUCCUUUUAAAAAAAUAUAUAUAUUUUUGAUUCUUGUGUUUCAGAGCUGGAGGACCCGAAUAAGUUCAUGUUGCAGUCAGAAGUGGACUUGUCAGACCUCCUCGAUCACAAAGGUAUUAUCUCUUUACCUGCAUGUGUACUUUGAACAUUUGUCAUUUCCACCUCCAAUGUUUUCUGCCCUAACCUGCUUUAGCCAGGUGAGUAAUUAUUUCUGCAACCAAAGCUGAUGUCACCAUCAUUGCACUACUUGACUGUUAAUAGGGUUCUUCACAGAGCAGGUGAGGGUGCCUUCACAAUGGUAUAAAGAAAAACUCUUAUGAAGCACUCUUAAAUGAUCUUUUUAUUCCAUCAGAGAGUUCCAGUCCAGGAAUCCUGACACCAAGAGGGCGUUAGUAUCUGCUUUCUUGUCUUUUCUUUAAAUUUUGAGGUUCCUUAUCAGGAACACCCUUUACUGUGAAAAUAUCAAACUACUGUAUGAUUUCCAAAAAAAGGUCAGCCAAGUUUUGGACCAAGGUCUGCUGGGGGUCCUCCUAUACUGGACUACGAAGUCCAGUUUCCCCUCGGCCGUCCAACCGCCGACAAUCUUGAAGCCAUCUGUCUCCAUGGAGACCAUCGUCCUCGCUACCCAGACUCCUACUUUCCUGCCUCUGGUUUUGGCCAGCUGAGGCGAAGAGCCAGUGCCAUCAACAGGGCUGAGUCCUGGUUCAGUACGUGCUGCAAAGGGAACCAGACGUGGGGAAGGGAAGUGACACUGUGUUGCGCCACACAGGCAGUAAGUUUUUUGGAUAGAUGAUGUAGCUGAUUGAGCAGAUUUUCUCUUAGUAUGAAAAUAGGAUCACUGUCUGUUCUUGACCUGAUUGCCCUCAGUUUGGUCUUAGUUUGGCUUGUAGAGGCUCAUAUGUGGAGUCCUGUGAGUGUUUUUUCUCUUUCUUAACAUCAUCGCACUUACAGCUGGACUGAUCAGCUUCAUAUGUUAAGUGCACAGUCAUUUCUCUAGGCUCAGCAUCAUUUGAGGUAUAAGUGACUCACAACCACUGAAAAAAACAACAUUUAUUAACUCCUGACUCUUCAAUCUUCUUUAAGCUAUAGGUCACUGGCCUCAGUUUUGAGUCUCUUCUGGUCUCAAAUCAAAUAACAUUGUUUUUUCAAUUGAACAUUUUCAAACUUCCAAGAACAGACUACAUAAAAGACCACAGUUUGUCUAAAUGUGUCAAAACAUUUCCUAAUGCUCUAAAAAUGAGAAUAUGUUUAUGGUAAACACUUGAAAAAUAAUGUGACAGGAAUUUUGGGCAACUUUGACUGUCCUUAGAAGCAGGGGGAGUAGCAGGGAACAUGAUGAGGAAUGUAGUAUAUUAUGAUUGAUUCAAUGUUGAGACAGAGUAGGGGUGAAAAUUGUUGUCCAUCUAACAGCUUGUGUGAAAACUGUUCUCAGAGUCUUGAUACAAGCAGAUUUUUCCGUAGCUUCAUAUUUAUUUAACCUUGAUUACUAAAUCAGUUACACAACAGGCUUUCUAUCAUAUACUCAAUUGAAGCAGAGCUGUUUUAUCUACUGUGGGUAUAAAAAAGGAUCUGAGCAUUCCUCACAUUGCAGAGAUGAUUGUACUUGCAUUUUUUAAACAAAGUUGAAAGCCUUGGGCAUUGCCAGUAGAUAAGUACGUCAAAUGCAGCCCAGCUUUACAGACAUAACAGACAGGCCUUGGCAUGAGUAUUGGUGAACUAUCUGAGGGCAAGAGACAAACCUGUUUCAGAUUAUUCAGUGAAGAAAACAUCACCUUAAUCCUAACGCCUUUUCUGUGAUUAUCCACAGUUUUUAUUCAGAAUAUGACCUGCAGCAGGCUGAGAUUAUGUCGGUGUUUAAGGACUUGAUUUGUACAACCUGUCUUAUCUGAGCUUUUUUUCUGUACCUGCCACAGUGGGAGUUGUCUGUUCAAACAUUCUGUGAGGAGGACUCUUCGGUAAAGGAUCGUCUCUAUAACUGCUGCAGACUAAAAGGUAGUGACAGGCUAAAGUGCUUCAGCAACGACGCUCCAAAUCCAAACUACAAGCCCACAGAGGAGCUUCCGGUAACAGCGCUUCCCUCUGCUGACAGCUUUAACUUUGACCCCAACACUUGCCAGAGGUAUGAUGAAAUAUGUUAAGAGCCGCGAUAAACUUACACAGUUUGAGUUAAGUAGCUUUACCAAGAAUUUGUAUCUAAAUUAAUCAACUCUAAGCCAAAAUACAUACUCCCUUUGCUGGGACUAUAAGGAGCUUUCAUUUUGUGUUGAUUUUAGUAACCUCUUAAGAGGAAAUCAGCAUACUGUAUUUUUAUGUAGCACCAUACUAAUGCCUUAAAAAGUAAACAAAAGCAAGCAUUAUAUUUUUGCAAAACUAACUUAACAAAAGGAAGAGAACAAAAUGACAUGAACGCAACCUAACUUUCUGACUUAAAAUAGGAAGGGAAAAGUGAGAACAAAACAUGAAGGUAGCUCACCUGGACUGCCCUCAAACAACAGUCAGCUGAAAAACUCUAUGAAUGUAAUGGAAACACAAAUAAAAAAUCCUAUUGCAAACACACACCAAUCAGAGGAUACAGAGUUUGUAAAAAAUGAGACGAGCCACUGGUGACAGUUUUCAGCCACAGAACUAACUGAGAACUCAGACUCUCAGGAUGCUGAGAAUCAAACUCGUCAUGCUGACAGCUCCCUCUUUCCAGCCAACCACUGCCGUCCACUUACUAACAGUGGCAUAAAGGCAAGCACACACGCAUGCACACAGAGCAAGCGAAGCCCUCAGAAAUGGGUUUCACUGUCUUGAACAGUUAUCAGUACCUAGAAACAUGUUUUUCAAAAUUUCCUAUUUUUGUACCAUGGAAAAGAUUUUAAAAAAUACAGCUCUUGGCUACUCACACUAACAAGCUACGUAUGUGUUGCCACAGACCAAAAUUUAUUAUACUUUUAAGCCAAACUUUAUCUGAAAAAAAUAUUUAAAACUUGUUAAUAAGCCUAUUUUUUGCACAGGGAUUCUUAUUUAAAAAACAGUCAGAUUUGACCUUAUUCUACAUAUUUAAUAGUGCCCUGAUAAUAAAAAAACACAAUUAAAAUGAAUCCAGGAAGUAUUGAAUAUUGUCAGAUUUGUACUAUGCUGUGUUAUUAAAUGCAGCUUGAAGAUAAAUAUGAUCUAAGGUGCUCUAUUUGAAUAAUGGCUAAUUAUUUUGUAAAUUUAACUGCAUUUUUUCAAAGAUUGAAGGCUUAUCAUCGAGCCAGUAUUAUGCCACCGUGGUCUCUAUAAUGUGCCAUGUGUUACUUCUAUGGACAGCUUGAUUGUCUUGUGCAGACUCACUAGAUAACACAGUAUAGUUUUCUGCAGCGAAACCUCGGCUGCAUCAAUGUUGUGGUCCAGCUCUAAUAAAUGACAGGGCAGCAGCUCUUUGGAACUGAUGAACAAAACCAGUUUAGAGAAACCUCACCCUUCUCAUCCUGGACAUGUAUGAAAAACUACAUUAUGUGUCAUCUAGUGAAAACAAAACAGAGCUGCUGAACUCAUUUCCGGUGAUUAAAAUUUGUCAUAACCACUAAAAGAGUUCAUGUAUUAAUCUAAGUAUGUCUCAUGUAUUACAGGUCAGUGAUGACUCCGUACAGCGUCAAAGGAAACAGAAGAAAGAAAAUGAAGAAACAGCCUACUUUCCAGAAAAUUGACAUCAUUUUUCCUCCUGGAAGACCAACUGUGCAUGUCAUUGAACCCCUGUGCCACAACCAAAAGCUGCGUCCUCUCUAUAAUAUCAGGUGUCUGCCAGAUUCAGGCUACGAACAGGUGGCUCGUCAAGCGAAGACCGUCAAUCGUAUAGAAAAGGGAUUCAAACAGUGCUGCAGACAGAACCGAAAUGUACUCAACUGUGCUGAUCGGAAGGUAAACGAAGAAACCUGUACACAUAAACAUUCUGCUUUCCCAGUCAUUUCAAUCUCUCAUUUUCUUUCUCCUUUUGUGUUACAGUGGCGAGAUGAGCUUGACAAGUUUUGCCAGAGUGAGAACAGUGAACAGGGAAUUCACAAUUGUUGUUCUGUCGGCGAGGCAAAUGAGCGAUACAGCUGUUUCCAAAGCAUUUCUCCUGAUCCACAUUUCAAUGGGACUUCUGCCUCUGAAGAGCCCUCACUGCAUAACAUCUGUGACACCCACAAGAUCAUCAAGAAAAAGUAAGACAUUAACAUCUGAUUGUCUGUUUGUCUGUCUUCUACAGUGCUCUGUAUUUUUUAAAUUUGGUGUUAUCACUUGUCGUUGAAUAAUUACUAUUGUGCGUGAAGAAUAUGCCGUAAGGUGCAUACUAAUGAUAUCUCUGUAUUUCAGGUUCCCUGUUGGGUUUCCUCUCAAAAGUUUUGUUCACCAAUGCUGCCCCCUGGCUGAAGAAGAAAAGAUCAGCUGUUUUGAUCAGAGGGUGAGUUAAAACAGGAAGUGAGUCUGGGCUAAAGAAAUCAAAAGACAAACCUGCUGUGUAACAUUUUAAAACCAAAUUUGAGAAACUAUUCACCCUGCCUUUUCCCAUUGUCUGGGCUUUUUCUCUUUUUUAAUAUCAGCUAACGGAAAUCUCAGGAAACCUGUGUUCAUCGCGGAAGCCGACUCCUCCAGCUGUCCGCCGUUGCUGCCGCAAGCCCUCAACACAAGAUGCUCCUGAGUGCAUCUCGAAUAUUCUCAUGGAUGCAAUCACCAAAGCAACAAAUGUCUUGCGCCAAAAGAAGAAGAAGAAGUGCCCUCUGUCCUAAAACUGCGUAAACUCUUGCUGCUGACCCCUCUGGCACUGAGACAGGCUGGCAAAGUGUUUGGCCAUCAGCAGAGGUGUCUUUUAUUUACUGAAGAGGAACAAGUGUUAAAUCGUGUGUAGAGGUCUGUGAGAAUAUUCAAAAUGUGGACCCAGUUCUAGCUUCAUGCACUUCCAGUGUUUGAUACACAUGACAAUCAUUGUUUUCACAAGAAUAUGUUAACAAAGAAAGAAAACUUCAGUAAAAUUCUUAUUCUAUAAAAACAAACUGUCACUGUACCACUGAUUUUAUAAGCUGCUCUUCACAUUAAUGAUAUUAAAUACGUUUGUUGAUUCCUUUAAGCUGCAAGAUCAGCUCUCUUCCUUUUAUACAGUGUUGUGAUUAUUGAAUAUAUAACAGCUCUAAUAAAAAAAACAUUGUCAAAUGUGGCUCUUGUGUAGUUUUCUGUCAUCAGUUUCAAAUCUUUGUUUGCAGCUUAUUGGAGCCACACUGGAUAGAGAAAAGUAAAUGUGAUAUGAAAUGAGAGGAAGGACUUAGAUGGAUGCAGAAAAGUGACAGCUCAUUAGUUUUUGUUUUUUGUUGUUUUUAUUUCCAUGUGCUGAUGUUCUGUGCUUUACGACUGUUUGUCAAAGCACUUUGUAAACUUCUGGUUUUAAAAGCGCUAUUAAAAUAAAAUAAAAUAAUAGUAAUAAUAAUUACAA
Molecule: messenger RNA, 6625 nt
Organism: Xyrichtys novacula (pearly razorfish)
Lineage: Eukaryota; Metazoa; Chordata; Actinopteri; Labriformes; Labridae
Source: the annotation of a GenBank genome assembly